This is a messenger RNA of Annulohypoxylon truncatum, 1839 nucleotides long. RefSeq names its product Zn-dependent exopeptidase. The transcript has a single exon. The record is from RefSeq and is a predicted model, not a curated record. The coding region runs from base 541 to 1758 and encodes 405 amino acids. Gene Ontology annotation, molecular function: hydrolase activity. NCBI's taxonomy places the organism in Eukaryota, Fungi, Ascomycota, Sordariomycetes, Xylariales, Hypoxylaceae.
UAAGACCUGAAAUUGGGGGAUUAUCGCGAAAAUUGUGAAGGGGGUAUUUUUAUUGGAACAUAGACCAACGCGUCGGCGGCACCGACGGCCGAAUGCCAGUCAUAUCUCCAAUUCAUCACUGUUUAUCUUUUACGCCCCUGGCCUCCAAUGAUCACUGUAUGGAAGGGCUCUAUCGUGUAAUAAGAGGCUUAUCAGUCGUUAUAGAGGGGCAUACCCGAGGAGGUAAUUCCGUUGAUAAUCGCCCAGGCUAACUCACCUAGUUGUUUAGGGAUCGGGUAUCUCCUUCAAUUCGGCUCGCCCCGACGAAAUUGCCUUUUCGGGAAAUACAUUCGGUGGCCUUCGCCGUAGCUGCCCCGACCGGAGUUAGCGAUUUGAUUGGCUAAAUCAUCGGGCGUUAGGCUCAGUGGAAAGUGCGACAGGCGCAGUUAGGCGGUUUGCAACAGCGACCAAUUAGUGAAUAACAGUGAAAGUGCUUCCCUAAUGCCAGCGGUUACCACGCAACAACAAGAUCAUUGAAAGUGAUUCAACAGAUCAAUCAAGAUGCAGAUACCAGAAAUUGACAAAGAUGAAUGUCUCGCAUUCCUGUCGAAACUCGUCCAGAUUAAGAGUUACUCCCAAACAGAUGGCGAAUUAGAGGCGACGGGAUAUAUGGCAAAGGAGAUGACGAAAAUCGGUCUCGAAUCUGAAUUAAUCCCAUUUGACGGUGGCAGGAGACAGAACGCACUGGGCAUCUGGAGAGGGAAGGGCACAUCCAAAGCGGCGGAAGCACCAAAAUCACUUUUAUUCAACGGCCACCUAGACACGAACCCCGUGUCCGAGGGAUGGACAAUAGACCCCUGGGAGGGGAAGAUCGACGAGAACUUCAUCUACGGCAUCGGCGUCAGCAACAUGAAAUCCGGCUGCGCCGCCUAUUUCUGCGCCGUCAAGACCCUGAUGGCCGCCGGCUGGACGCCCCGCGCGGACGUGAUCCUGACGUACGUGGUAGGCGAGCUCCAAGGGGGCGUAGGCACGCUGGCCUUAAUCGAGCAGGGGAGGAUUAAGGCGGACUACUUCAUCAAUUGCGAGCCAUCCGAUAUCAAGGCGGUGACCAUGCACGCCGAAGCACUGACGUUUGAAAUCACGCUGAAGGGCAUUACGCGUCAUAUGUCCGCGCGGGAGGAUGACUCGCAAGAUGCCAUAAUGGCGGCCUGUCGGCUGAUUCCCGAGCUCAACGGCAUGAAAUUCCGGGGCGCGAGGAGCAAGGAGCACGAGAAGUGCAAUAGACUCCAAGUCGGUAUCGUCCACGGCGCGCUUGGGAAGGAGCUAGCGGAAUGGCGGCCUGCGCAAGUAGCUGAUGUAUGUAAGCUUGCCGGCAGCGCGCGGUAUGCGCCGGGCCAGACGCAAGAAGGCGUUAUGGAGGAUAUCCGGGUGGUCAUCGAGAAGUGCUUAGUGGACUUUCCUGGCAUGACGUUUGAGUUGAAGCAGAGGUUUGAACCUACAAUGCCGGCCUUUGAAGUAUCGAGGGAUUCCAAACUCGUCAAGUCCCUAAACGACGCGUAUUUCACAAUUAGACAGGAGGAGCAGCCUACCGGAGUCUUAGCCCCGACAUGUUUCUAUGGAUCUGAUGCUGGGCACCUCUACAAGUCUCUUGGUAUGGAAGGUAUUGUAUGCGGACCUGGAGGAAAGUACAAUACGCGCCCCGACGAAGCUGUUGAUAUUCCCGAUUAUCUGGAUUGUAUUCGGAUGUUCAUGCGAGUAAUUGUGGAUAUAUGUGGGUAGAGGCGAGCUUAGGGUGGCGGAUAUCUCCUUCAGCCUUCAGGGGAUUAACCCCGCGGAGUGAAAAUAAUAAAUACAUGAACU